AAAAUUCCAACGCAAAGAAACUCUCUUCUAGUCUUCUUGUGUAUCAGUAUUGUCCACUCCACUUCUGAGUUCUGACUUCUGAGGCACCCUUCACCUCCAUUUUUAGGCGGGAAAACAGAGAAAACCUCCCACCUUCAAAAUUCUUCCCCUAAUUUCUCUCUCCUCCCCUCUUCUCUUCCUUCCUCCAUUACCCACUUCCAUGUCCAAACCUCGCACCACUAAACGUCUAAAAAAUGUCACAAAUUCAUCAACAAAAGCCUCUGAAAUCAUACCAAACAAGAGAAAACGACCCACCAAGCUGAAAAAUACUUCAAACAAUGAAAUUGAAGAUAUAGAAGAUUUGUUGAAGUUCAAUGAUAAAGAAAUUGCAGAAAUUAGGGCAUCUUUGUUGGAAUGGUAUGAUAAGAACAAAAGGGAUUUGCCUUGGAGAAAUUUAAAUGAUGUUGAUGAUGGAGGAGAGAGAAAAGCAUAUGGGGUUUGGGUUUCUGAAGUAAUGCUGCAACAAACUAGGGUUGUUACUGUAAUUGAUUAUUAUAACCGUUGGAUGCAGAAAUGGCCUUCCAUUCAUCUUCUCUCUCUUGCUUCUCUUGAGGAGGUGAAUGAAAUGUGGGCAGGCUUGGGAUAUUACAGACGAGCAAGGUAUUUGUUAGAGGGGACAAAAAAGAUUAUUGAAGAAGGAGGCACUUUUCCCAGAACAGUCUCUUCUCUGAGGAAGAUCCCUGGCAUAGGAGAUUAUACAUCAGGUGCAAUUGCCUCCAUUGCGUUCAAUGAGGUGGUGCCUGUUGUAGAUGGCAAUGUGGUUAGGGUGCUUGCUAGGUUGAAGGCUAUAUCUGCUAAUCCAAAGGACUCGGUGACUGUAAAGAAAUUUUGGAGAUUAGCAGGCCAACUAGUGGAUCCUCGUAGACCUGGAGAAUUCAACCAGGCACUAAUGGAGCUUGGUGCAACAACAUGCACUGUGACAAGCCCAAGCUGUUCUGAAUGCCCUGUUUCUGCUCAGUGUCAUGCAUUAUCAUUAUCUCAGAAGGGUGGAUUAGUGACUGAUUAUCCAGCAAAAGUUGUAAAGGCUAAACCGAGAAAUGAAUUCUCUGCUGUAUGUGUUGUGGAGAUUACAGAAUCCAGGAACUUGGUAGAAGCCUACCAGGGAACAAGCCGUUAUCUUCUUGUGAAGAGACCCAAUGAAGGUUUGCUAGCUGGCCUCUGGGAGUUUCCAUCUGUUCUGCUAGGGAAAGAGUCUGAAACAGCAAUUAGAAAGAAAUCAAUUGAUACUUUCUUAAAAACAUCAUUCAAUCUUGAUACAAAGAAAACCUGCAAAGUGAUCUCGAGAGAGGAAGUUGGAGAGUACGUCCACGUUUUCUCUCACAUACGGCUGAAAAUGUAUGUUGAAUACUUGAUCAUACACCUAAAAGGUGGGUUGGAUUUCUUGCAGAGCGUGCCGGAUGAAGGAAGUAUGGUCUGGAAAUGUGUUGACUGGAAGGAACUUUCAAGAAUGGGUCUGACAUCUGGUGUCAAAAAGGUUCAUACCAUGGUUCAGAAAUUCAAAGAAAACAGCCUGACCGUGAAGAAGACCCAAGACACUGUACUAACAAAAUCGAGAAAGAAAAGAUAAUUGAAAUGUCUGCCUUUGCUGCAUUCUCAUGGUUGCAUGACAACAAAUGUAAACUCUCUUGAGUUACGGCAAGCUUCCAAUUUUGUGUAUAAUUUGCCUCAGUACUAAUUUAUACUCCCUGGGGCCUUUGCUCAUGACUCCGCAACGCACUAAGCUCCAGCAGGAAGGCGUAUGGGAUGAUUGUAACUUGCAAGGUCUACAAUUUCAUGUAAAUUUUUGCAACUUUAGUAGAUCAUCUUUUGAUGCUAAGUUAUGUGGGGGAAAUUUUUAUUUCUUCACAAGGAAGAUAUAUAUUGAUAAUUGAACAUAUUUUAUCA
Messenger RNA from Beta vulgaris subsp. vulgaris (sugar beet), 1923 nucleotides. RefSeq names its product adenine DNA glycosylase. The transcript has 7 exons. The coding region runs from base 200 to 1606 and encodes 468 amino acids. Gene Ontology annotation, molecular function: adenine/guanine mispair binding; 8-oxo-7,8-dihydroguanine DNA N-glycosylase activity; oxidized purine DNA binding. Gene Ontology annotation, biological process: base-excision repair; mismatch repair. Gene Ontology annotation, cellular component: nucleus. The record is from RefSeq and is a predicted model, not a curated record. NCBI's taxonomy places the organism in Eukaryota, Viridiplantae, Streptophyta, Magnoliopsida, Caryophyllales, Amaranthaceae.